Messenger RNA from Alternaria alternata, 1509 nucleotides. RefSeq names its product charged multivesicular body protein 5. NCBI's taxonomy places the organism in Eukaryota, Fungi, Ascomycota, Dothideomycetes, Pleosporales, Pleosporaceae. Gene Ontology annotation, cellular component: multivesicular body. The coding region runs from base 498 to 1142 and encodes 214 amino acids. Gene Ontology annotation, biological process: late endosome to vacuole transport via multivesicular body sorting pathway; vesicle budding from membrane. The record is from RefSeq and is a predicted model, not a curated record. The transcript has 2 exons.
UUGCAUCGCCAAAUUGGACUGCCGUUUACCUGAAUCCAUGCUACCAUGUAUACCAUGCAUCAGCUGUGUGACGAGUUGUUGAAUCCUGCGUCGCAUCGCAUGCCGGCAUCCGUCUACAAGACGCUCUUUUUCCGUCGUGCGUUAUAUAACCUUGAAAUACUGUUGAAGUACUUUGCGCCCUACAUGUACACUAUGCUUUUUCUUUCUCUUAUCAUACUAGCUUUCGAUAAGCGAACGCCUUCCCAACGUCACAAUAAACAUUCAAUAUGCUUCUUCGUAUAGCGCGUGUGGCAACCAUCUUUGGAUCUUCAGGGUUGAGAGAUCCACUGCGAGCACGUGACGAUCAAUGACGUUAGCGGGAACUGCCGGAGCUACGACCAUCGUUUGGUGGCUGCCAUUCACCCCACACUCGCCAGCACACUCCACGCCCACUCUCCUACCUUGACUACACACCACGAACCCUUCAGUGGACCGCCGAACAUCCCCUCCCCGCCAACAUGAACCGCCUAUUCGGAGCCAAGAGCAGCGCGCCCAAACCGACACUCAACAGCGCCAUCUCCAAUGUCGACACACGCAUAGAAAGCAUCGAUGUCAAGCUGGCGAAGCUUAAUGCCGAGCUCUCUACCUACCAGCAGAAGCUCGCCAAGAUGCGCGACGGCCCCGGCAAAACAGCCAUCAAACAAAAAGCCCUCAAAGUCCUCCAGCAACGGAAACAAUACGAAGCGCAGCGCGACCAGCUGCAGGCGCAGUCUUGGAAUAUGGAGCAGGCCGGCAUGAUGCAAGACAACCUCAAAAACACAAUGACUACCAUCGACGCCAUGAAGACGACGACCAAGGAGCUACGGAAGCAAUACGGCAAGGUCAAUAUCGAUAAGAUCGAUAAGCUUCAGGACGAAAUGGCGGAUCUUAUGGAUAUGGGGAAUGAUAUACAAGAUGCCAUAAGCCGCAGCUACGAUGUGCCAGAGGACGUGGACGAGUCAGAAUUAGAUGCUGAGCUGGAGGCACUGGGUGAUGAGGUUGACUUCGAGGGCAUCGGAGAGUCGUCAAGCAUGCCGAGUUAUAUGCUGGACGAUGCUGCACCACCGCAGUUCAUCGACGAAGCGCCUACAACUGGCAACAAAGUCAAGGAAGCUGCAGGCUGAUGAAAGAAGUGUCUGCGCAUAUACCUCAGAUUGCAUAGCGUCAGGCGUGUCAACGAGUCUCCCUAGCUUGUUCGCCAUUAAACUUACAGCAGAAAUAUGGCCAUGGACCCGCAAUAGUUGCCUUGCGCAUAUUGAAUGAUAAAGCACGGGUCGGCCUGAACAAAUUCUUCCAUUGGGAAUGAACAACGGCGAUCAGCGGAUUGGUAGGAUGUAGAUCGGGGCUCGGUGAUCAACAGGCCUUCGAAAUGCCUAACACCGGUACCGUGUAGGGGACGACUGAAAACGUACCCGAUACGCAACACAAUAGAUGGCUAGCUCGGCGACACAAUCGCGAAGCAUACCUUACAUCAAUUAAUGUAUAACUUGC